Molecule: messenger RNA, 5622 nt
Organism: Astyanax mexicanus (Mexican tetra)
Lineage: Eukaryota; Metazoa; Chordata; Actinopteri; Characiformes; Acestrorhamphidae
Product: tyrosine-protein kinase JAK1
Exons: 24
Coding region: 210-3668 (1152 amino acids)
Biological process (GO): intracellular signal transduction; cell differentiation; cytokine-mediated signaling pathway
Cellular component (GO): membrane; cytosol; cytoskeleton
Molecular function (GO): cytokine receptor binding; ATP binding; non-membrane spanning protein tyrosine kinase activity
Source: RefSeq, a predicted model, not a curated record
GCAUCUCAGCCCUCGCACCAUUUACGAGAAGAACUGCUGCCCUGAGUUAGGAGGAAGUCUAAUAUCUCACAGUGUUGUUAUGGGUCCUGCAGUCAGAACAGCAGAUACUAAAAUCACUAAAAUGAAGAUUUAAAUUUUAAGAAAGAAAAGCUCUUUGUGGAAAACAGAUUCUCACUGAGUGAGCAGAACUUUCCCGGUUAUUUUUGGAGAUGGAGUUUGGCAGGCAGGUCUUGGAGAAGCUGCAGAGAAAGAAGAAGAUGUCCUCCACGAUGCCGCUCACCCUGCAGGGUCUCGAGGUCCAUUUUUACCUGCCAGACACGCAUCAGAUCAUCCACCUCAAAGGCAGCUUUUCAGCAGAGGAGCUGUGCAUCGAUGCGGCCAAGAAGUUGGGUGUGUCUCCACUCUGCAGCACUCUGUUUGCUCUGUAUAAUGAAGUCAGCCUCACCUGGUUCCCUCCCAAUUACUCCUUUGUGAUAGACGAGUCUACGAGACUGAAGCUACAUUAUCGGAUGAGGUUCUACUUCAGUAACUGGCAUGGCACUGAUAAGGAUUCUCCAGCUGUACUGAGACACGCUCUCAAACGCUCGAGCAGCCAAGAAACGGCUGUUCUGGACCUGCCCUCUCUGACCUACCUCUACGCACAGAGCCAGUACGACUUUCAGAGCGGCCUAGCUCCACUACGAAGCCCCCAGUCUGAGGAAGACACCCAGCAGAUAGAGAACGAGUGUUUGGGAAUGGCUGUAAUGGCGAUUUCCCAUGAUGCCAUGGGCAGCCAAAUGCCCACACGGGAACUUACCAGGAUAUUCAAGUACAAGAACUACAUCCCGCUCAGUUUCAGGCAGGACAUCGCUCAGAGGAACAUCUUUACCCGCAUGCGCAUCGCCAACGUCUUCAAGGCCUUCCUGGAGGAGUUUAACGACAGAACCAUCCAGAACAGCAGUGUCAGCAAACACUACCUGAAGGUCAAGUACAUUUCCACCCUGGAGAACCUCACCGAGCGCUUCGGAUGCGAAGUGUUCGAGCCGUCCCUGCUGAUCAUUCACGAGAACGAGGACGGCGCCUCGGGGUUCGGGGAUAAAGGUGCCAGGCAUCGCGUGCUGGUGUCUGGAACGGGCGGCAUUAAGUGGCAGAAAGUGCCGGUUGAGACCCUCCCAGAUCCAUGGAGCAACCCACAGAGGAGGAUGUCUAUGAGGAGUAGAAGACAGCAGAGUCAGCAGAGCUCCGGCCCGAAACAUCCCACCAAACAUGACGUCUGGACGACUUUCUCCAAUUUUUCUGAGAUUACGCACAUCGUCAUCAGAGACUCUACAGUCACAGUUUACAAACAAGACGACAAAAGAAUGGAAGUGCACCUGGCUGCGCGUGAGGAGGCUCUCUCCUUCGCCAGUCUGAUAGACGGGUACUUCAGGCUCACGGUAGAUGCGCAUCACUUCCUGUGCACAGAUGUUGCACCAGUUUCUGUGCAGACAAAUGUGAGCGAGGGAUGUCACGGUCCAAUCAGCACUGAAUACGCCACUCACAAACUGAAGCAGGAGGGUUACGAGGAGGGCAUGUACAUCCUGCGCUGGAGCUGCGCCGACUUCGACCACGUCCUGCUUACGGUCAUCUGCAAAGAGAGGGACAACUCUGGAGGGAUCCUGAAAACCUUUAAGAACCUACAGAUCCAGAAGCUGGAGAGCGGCUAUCGUCUGUGUGGGACGGAUACAGAGAAGCCGACUCUCAGAGAGCUGACCGAUCAGCUGUCUGGACAGCGUCUGAGUACAGAGAGCAUCGUACUGACUCUAGACAGAGGCUGCCCACCUCAACCCAACGAGGUAUCUAACCUGCUGAUGGUGACGCGCCCAGACACAGCUGCCCCGUCCUCUCUCAGCCAGGGGAUCACAGUUUUCCACAGGAUCAACAAGGAGGACAUCAUUCAGGAUAAGCACCUGGGUAAAGGAACUCGCACCAACAUCUACUCCGGCAGACUGAAGAUCCGCAGCUACGAUGACGACGGUCUCUCAGGACUCCAGAGGACUGAGGAGGUGAAGGUGGUCCUGAAGGUUCUGGGAGCAGGACACAGGGACAUUUCAGCCUUCCUCGAGACGGUCAGCCUGAUGCGUCACAUCACACACAAACACAUGGCUCUGCUUUAUGGCAUCUGUAUGCACAGCAUGGACGUUAUUAUGGUGGAGGAGUUUGUGCAGCAUGGUCCUCUGGAUUUGUUCAUGCGAGCUCAUCGUGCUGAUCUCACCCCAUCCUGGAAGUUCCAAGUAGCAGAGCAGCUUGCAAGUGUCCUCAGUUACCUGGAGGAUUCGAAGCUUGUGCAUGGGUUUGUGUGCACUAAGAACAUCCUGUUGGCUAAGGACGGUCUGGAAGGACAAGGAGCUCCUUUCAUAAAGCUGAGUGACCCUGGCGUGCCCAUCACUGUGCUCAGCAGAGAAGAAUGUAUUGAUAGGAUUCCCUGGAUUGCGCCAGAGUGUGUGAAGAACCCCAAAGCGCUCAGUGUUGCAGUGGAUAAGUGGGGAUUUGGAACUGCAUUGUGGGAAAUCUGCCACAAUGGGGAGGCGCCACUCCGGGACAAGCAGCGCACUGAGAAAGAGCGCUUCUAUGAAGCUGAAGGCGCGCUGGUGAUUCCCAACAGUAGUGAGCUGGCCGACCUGAUCACUCACUGCAUGAACUAUGACCCCAGGAAGAGACCUUUCUUCAGAGCUAUUGUUCGAGAGCUGGACCGCAUCAAAGAGCAGAACCCGUCCGUGGUGUCGGGGGUCAUUCCCCUGCAGGAGACGGACCCCUCCGUGUUCGAGAGCAGAUUUCUCCAGACAAUACGCAAACUGGGAGAGGGUCACUUCGGGAAGGUGGAGCUGUGCAUGUAUGAUCCUCAGGGGGGUCACACAGGCCAGCUGGUGGCUGUGAAAUCUCUGAAGUCAGAAAGAGACGGCCUGGAGAGCAGCAACCUCAGAAGAGAGGUCAACACCAUGAGGGAGCUCUACCACCAGAACAUCGUCAAAUACAAAGGCAUCUGUAAUGAAGAAGGUGGACGGACUAUAAAGCUGAUUAUGGAAUAUCUACCUGCUGGAAGCCUGAAGGAAUAUCUGCCCAGGAACAGAGCAAAUACCAGCGAGCACAGACUGCUCCUUUACGCUCUGCAGAUAUGUCAGGGAAUGGAGUACCUGGGUUCUCAGAACUACAUCCACAGGGAUCUGGCUGCACGGAACGUUUUGAUGGAGAGCGAGACGCUGGUGAAGAUUGGUGACUUUGGCCUAACCAAAAGCAUCAAAGACAAUGAGGAAUAUUACACCGUGCGGGAGGAUCAGGACAGUCCUGUUUACUGGUACGCCCCUGAGUGCCUGAUCCACCGCAAGUUCUACAAGGCCUCAGACGUCUGGUCUUUCGGGGUCACGCUCUAUGAGCUGAUGACCUACUGUGAACGCAAGAGCUACCCUCCAGAUAUGUUCCAGAACAUGAUUGGUCGAUCACACGGUCAGAUGACCAUGGCGAGGUUGGUGAAGGCUCUGGAGGAAGGCCGGAGGUUGCCAUGUCCUCCAUCCUGCCCGGAUGUGGUGUACACGCAGAUGCGGCGGUGCUGGGGCUACUCCCCCGAGGACAGGGUGGACUUCAAAAGCCUGAUCGAGGUGUUCGAGCGUCUGCUGUCCACAGAGGAACUCAGCCUAGCUCGCAGCUGCUGAGGCUUUCAACCCGGAGCUGGAGAGUUUCACACUACAAAGUGAAAUCUGCCCGGUCAGGAACAUCUGGGUGCUCCUAUUAUACAGUACAGGCCAAAAGUUUGGACACACCUUCUUUUGUUUCAGUGCGUUUUCUAUAUUAUUUUCAUGACUAUUUACAUUGUAGAUUCUCACUGAAGCAUCAAAACUAUGAAUGAACACAUGUGGAGUUUUAUGUACUUAACAAAAAAUGGUAAAAUAACUGAAAUAUAUAUAUAUAUUCUAGUUUCUUCAAAAUAGCCCCCUUUGCUCUGAUUACUGCUUUGCACACUCUUGGCAUCAUUCUCUCCAUGAGCUUCUUUAAGAGGUGGCCACCUGAAAUGAAACGUUUUUCAACAGUCUUGAAGGAAGGAAGGAGUUCCCAGAGGUGUUUAUUAGCACUUGCUGCUCCUUUGUCUUCUUCACUCUGUGCUCCAGCUCACCCCAAACCUCAAAUCUGGCUCAUUUUUUACAUAAAGUACAUAAAACUCCACAUGUGUUCAUUCAUAGUUUUGAUGCUUCAGUGAGAAUCUACAAUGUAAAUAGUCAUGAAAAUAAAUAAAGAAAACACAUUGAAAAAGAGAAGGUGUGUCCAAACCUUUGGCCUGUACUGUAUCUGGUUUGAGCUUAUCAAAAAAUAAGUUUAAUAGUUUUUAUUAGUCAGUAAAUGAAAGAUUAUGAUGUGAAUGGAGCUGCUGGUGAUAGAUAUAUAGAUAAAAAAAAUAGUUUAAAAAUAAUAAAGUAGCCUUUCUGAAAGUAGAAAGUAGAAACAUGUAGAGAAGAGAUCUAAGUCAUUUUUUACACUUUACAUUCGGGUUCUUUAAUUCCUGAUUAACAGUUUUUUAGCACAGUUUGGUGGUUUAUGGUAUCAGCUUUAAAACGCCUGAUUUAAAUCAUCUGUAAAUUUUCAGGUGUAAACACAAGCUAUGCUAUAUACUGAUGGUGCAUCCCAACUGCUUACUAAUUACUAAUACUAUUAUACUAUUAUAUUUUUGACUAAGAAAUAUGUUAUAAAUAUGUAGAUAAAAGUGUCAAACUUGAGUACUGUAUUUUUUUUGCACUAUAAGGUGCACUUAAAAUGUUCCUUUAAUUUUCCCAAAAAUCGUCAGUGCACCUUAAAAUAAAGCCAGUCUGCUGAAGUGCAGCGUUAUACAGGGUGAGUUUCAGUUAAGUUUCUCCAGCACUAAGGCUGGGUGCAGUAGCAUUAGCAUUAGCCGCUAACCACAGCGCUAUCUGGUGGCAUUUACUAGCGCUAACCAUGGCUAGCUAGCGCUGCUGGCUAUCUAAGCUUACUGUAAAUAAAUGGAAGUGCUUUACUCACCCAAAUAAACAGUUUUUAGGAGAGAAAUCUGUGUAGAUUAACAUCCAGGUUUUUUUAAUAACUACAGUUUUGUUCUCCCAUUAGAAGGGAAACAUGGCGACACCCCUGUUCCUUACUAGUGUCGCUUAAUUCGCCUUAUAAUCAAGUGUGCACCUUAUGUAUAAAAAUAGACCAGAAAAUAGAGGAUUAUUGAUUGUGUGCCUUAUAAUCCAGUCCUCCUUAUAGUACGAAAAAUACGGUACACUCAAUUAUCCAAGAGUGUGGUUAUAAUGGAUACUUUUUACCCACAAUGCAAUGCAUGUUCUCCUCCACCAGUCUUACACACUGCUUUUGGAUAACUUUAUGCAGUUGAGAGACAAACAGAUUCUCCUGGGCUGGAAUUGAAGGACUUUGCUUUUUACAUGUCUUUUUGAUGUAGUUUUAUGUCUUAUAAAAAUGUCAGAAUUUUGGCACUUUAUACUCAUAGAUAUAUUUUCUUUAUUGUUUUAUAUAGCCAGCCUUGAUAAUAUAUUUUAAAUAAAAUAAAAAUAUAUUCAUACAUUUAUUAUCUGCACAGAAAAUAUGGUGAAAGGUUGUUUGAAAUAUAAUAAUAAAUAAUAAAAAAAUAAAAAAAUAAAA